Limulus polyphemus (Atlantic horseshoe crab) is the source of this 1232-nucleotide messenger RNA. RefSeq names its product vinculin-like. The record is from RefSeq and is a predicted model, not a curated record. NCBI's taxonomy places the organism in Eukaryota, Metazoa, Arthropoda, Merostomata, Xiphosura, Limulidae. The annotation marks the transcript as partial. The transcript is spliced from 9 exons. Gene Ontology annotation, molecular function: actin filament binding. Gene Ontology annotation, biological process: cell adhesion.
GCUGCAGAUGAACAUUUUGAGAACCUGAGGAAACAGUAUGCUGAAAGUGUUCAAAAAAUGAGAAAUCUUGCUGAUGAGGCUACAGAUACUGUGAAAUUCAUAAAAGCAUCAGAGGACUGUAUAAUGAAGCAUACAAAGAAAUGUGAAGAGUCUGUUGUUCACCAAGAACCCCAGCACAUGGUUGACAAUACUUCCAGCAUUGCUCGACUGGCUAAUCGAGUUUUAAUGUUAGCAAAGCAGGAGUCUGAAAACUCUGAGGAUCCACAUUAUAUUAGCCAGGUCAAUAUAGCAGCUGACCAACUUCAAUGUGCUGUAACUCCUAUGGUACAGGAUGCCAAAGCAGUUGCUAUGGAUAUGACUGACCACAGAGCUGUAUCCAGAUGGCAGGAAUCAAACAAAACUCUUAUAACAUCUGUGGGUCAGGUACGUCAUGCAGUGACUGUGACACCAGAGGAAGAGCCUCCAGCAAUUCCUCCUCCCCCCGAUAUGCAUAAUCUUCAUAUAAGUGCUCCACCACGUCCACCUUUACCAGGCCAGGAAGAUGUACCCCCACCUCGUCCUCCCCCUCCAGAAACAGAUGAUGAGUUUGAAGCAUCAUUUCCAGCUCUUCAGCCAAAUCAGCCAAUCAUGAUGGCAGCUCAUGGUCUUCAUCAAGAAGUAAGGCAAUGGUCGAGCAAGGAUAAUGAAAUUGUAGCUGCUGCUAAGAAGAUGGCUUUGUUAAUGGCAAACCUUAGUCAGUUGGUUAGAGGAGAAGGAGGCUCCAAGAAAGAUUUAAUAUCAUGUGCCAAAGCUAUUGCUGAAGCAUCUGAAGAAGUAACCAGGCUAGCCAAGGAACAGGCACGAAUUUGUACAGAUAAAAGAAUGAGAACAAAUAUUCUCCAGAUCUGUGAACGAAUCCCAACAAUAGGAACUCAAUUGAGAAUUCUGUCCACUGUGAAAGCAACGAUGUUGGGGGCUCAAGGGACUGAAGAAGAUCAGGAAGCUACAGAUAUGUUGGUUGGUAAUGCCCAAAACUUGAUGCAGAGUGUGAAGGAAACUGUCCGAGCCUGUGAAGCAGCUUCUAUUAAAAUUCGUACUGACUCUGGAAUCCAAGUUCGUUGGGUUCGCAAGCAGCCAUGGUAUCAGUACUAAAUCAGUUCAGCAGCUAAGAACUAUACUUUUGUGUUAGAACUGAUUUCUUAAUUCAAAAGCACUGUGGUUUUUAAGUUUUUUUAGUGUGCACCCAUUUUUAU